GAGAGCGAAAGAAAGAAAGAAAGAAAGAAGCAGAGAGACAGCGCGAAGGGCUGGAGCAGGGGGCAGAGGGCCGGGCAGGGAGGACGGAGGGAACAUGAAAGAGGAAAAAGAAGGGAAAAAUCCAAGCGCUCAAAAGGCCGGGUGUGAGAUAGGAGCUUGCCCCCACCCUCCCCCACCUGCCAUGUCUGCCCCCCCGGCGCCAUCCGACCACGUAACAGUGAACAUGGUCACGGAAGAAGUCCAGAUCCAGCUGUGCCCGGACCCACAUCUGGUGAGCACGACCACGGGAGGCGUGGAAGGCGCCUGCCACCGCUGCCUCCUGCCCUUCAGCGUGGUGGCGCUGCUGAUCGGGGUGGCGGUGACGGCCGUGGCCUACGCCCAGGACACCCACGGCUCGGUGCUGUCAGUGCUGGGCCUGGGCCUGCUGGGUGCCGGGGCGCUGGGCCUGGCCGGGAGCUACCUGGCCUACCAUUGCCGGGGCCGCAAGAUCAGGGGCUGGAGACGCGGUAGCUUCACCCUGUUGGUGGGGGACCAGCUGCAGAAGGUGGUGGUGGUGUGAGAGUCCGAUCCUGGCCAGCGUGGGGCUCCAGUCCGGG
This is a messenger RNA of Terrapene triunguis (Three-toed box turtle), 596 nucleotides long. Its product is annotated as transmembrane protein 100-like. The transcript has 2 exons. Bases 95 to 559 code for a protein of 154 amino acids. The record is from RefSeq and is a predicted model, not a curated record. NCBI's taxonomy places the organism in Eukaryota, Metazoa, Chordata, Testudines, Emydidae. Gene Ontology annotation, biological process: cellular response to BMP stimulus.